Messenger RNA from Stylonychia lemnae, 423 nucleotides. NCBI's taxonomy places the organism in Eukaryota, Ciliophora, Spirotrichea, Sporadotrichida, Oxytrichidae. The record is from the annotation of a GenBank genome assembly.
AUGAAUUCCAAGACCAUCGGUUCUAAUGACUUCAUGUCCUAACAAAUUGACGACAUUUUCGAAGAUGCUUUUGUGAUUUCCAAUGCCGAGGUAGUAUUCCUAAUGAAAAAGCAGAGACAGGAAAAGGAGAAACUUGCUUCGAUGGGAAACAUACAGAAUGUCAAUUAGAUUGGAGAGGAAAUGCAGAAAAAGACUGACCUUUAUGUAAAUAAGUUCAAUGUCUUUGAGUAAGAAGAUAAGAUCAAGACUAUCAGACGUGAGAUGGACAAGAUUAAGGAGAUAAGCGAUAGAGAACUAGUGCUAAUGUGGAAUUUAACACCAGACACAUAUGAUGAAGCAGUAACUUUGAUUCCAUCCUUGUAGGAUAAACCAGAGGAUGUGGUACAGAGCUUCAUUGAUUUACUCAACAAGUCAAAGGUUUGA